Messenger RNA from Neoarius graeffei (lesser salmon catfish), 1282 nucleotides. RefSeq names its product asparagine--tRNA ligase-like. Bases 1 to 1251 code for a protein of 416 amino acids. Gene Ontology annotation, molecular function: ATP binding; aminoacyl-tRNA ligase activity. NCBI's taxonomy places the organism in Eukaryota, Metazoa, Chordata, Actinopteri, Siluriformes, Ariidae. The record is from RefSeq and is a predicted model, not a curated record. Gene Ontology annotation, biological process: asparaginyl-tRNA aminoacylation. The transcript has a single exon.
AUGGUUGCUACAGUUGUGGCCCUCAUAUUUGAGGGUUUGGAAAUCAACUAUGCUCAUGUCAAGUUAAUUCCAAUUGUCACAAAAUCAGGUGAAAUGCCUCCCACUGUGCCUCCUCAGUUCCGCCCAAUCUAUCCCGGAUAUAUCACAUCUGUCGAUGGUCCCCCAGCAAGUGCAGAUGCUCUUAAGGAGAUCCACACCAAAAUUACAAAGAUAACACCACCUCGCACUUGGGAAACACUUCAAAGCCACUCCAUAUUAGCCAUCAAGAGCCAGUGGUACUGCAAUCUCUUUCAGAUCCAAAAUACUGUCUUCCACAGUACGGUUGAUUACUUCAGUAACAAAUGUAAGUACUCCUAUGCUCUGACACCAAUCACAACUGACACCAUUUCUUUGCCAAUGGGCCUAGGAUCUGAUUCUGAGCCUGUAUUUGUCAAUAUGCUAGGCCAAGAUGUGUACUUGGCUGACUCCAUGCAGUUUGUGCUAGAAUACUUCUUACGAUUUCAAGAGGGGCUUCCAGGUACCUACUAUGUGUCUCCCAGUUUUCGAGGAGAGGACCCUGAUGCUACUCAUCUGAAUCAGUUCUACCAUGUUGAGUGUGAGCUGCUUGGUGACAUGGAUGCAGCUAUAAGCAUAGCAGAAAGCUAUGUGGUCCAUUUGACUAAAGCAAUGUUAAAAAAAAAAAAUCACUCAAAGAUGAUCCUAAGUACAGCAGGCAGGCUGUCUCAUGCACAGGAUCUGGUGAAGAAGAUGGAGAAACCACUCCCAAGAGUGACUCUGGAGCAAGCCAUUCCAAUGAUGCCAUCUUCUGACUGUAUUGAAUGGGUACAAGAGGGGCAGUCUCAGUUUGGUAGAAAGCUUACUCGCAAAGGAGAAUUAGUCUUGAUUGAAAAGUAUGGUGGUGCUGUUUGGUUGACAGAAAUGGAUCACCUCAGUGUGCCCUUCUACCAAGCUUAUGUUGAAGGGUCUAGUGAAACCAAAGCAAAAGCAGCCGAUUUGCUCUUGGGGUUGGGGGACACGGUAGGGCUUGGGGAACGACACUCCACCCCUGAGAUGGUACAAGAAGCCUUACGACACCAUGCUGUGCCAGAGGAAUCAUACAAAUGGUACAUCAAUAUGAGAAAAACCAUACCUUUGUUGACAAGUGGCUGGGGUAUGGGUACAGAAAGAUACCUGUGUUGGUUGCUCCAUCACAAUGAUGUUAGAGACAUGCAGAUCAUCCCCAGAAUGAAAGCCAAGAAAUACAUGCCUUAAACAAAAAAAUAUAUUAUUCAGUAAAUUGUAA